This is a messenger RNA of Saccostrea cuccullata (small rock oyster), 475 nucleotides long. Its product is annotated as protein lin-12-like. The transcript has 3 exons. NCBI's taxonomy places the organism in Eukaryota, Metazoa, Mollusca, Bivalvia, Ostreida, Ostreidae. The annotation marks the transcript as partial. The record is from RefSeq and is a predicted model, not a curated record. Gene Ontology annotation, molecular function: Notch binding.
AUGAAUCAGACCAUCGGAAACACAUUUCGCAGUUACGAAAUGCAAGGGAAUUCCUUAUUUACUGAUGAAUAUUAUGCUGUGUUUGGACGUUCUCAUUCCGUCGAAUUUCCCUCAGAUCAGAAAGGGUUAGAAAUUUGCGUUUUCCUUAUAAAAGACGCGAUUUCGGGAAAUAUUUUAAAAUCUAUGUGGCCAGAGGGAGUUUAUUUUAUAGAUAUCGAGUUUUCCACGCCCACUUAUAUUCAAUUGCUGAUAAAUGAUGACAACAACACAUGUAGAGCCUCAAAGGAAUGUUCAUCAUCAGAUUGUAAUUGUUCAUCAGGCUUCAGUGGAGACCAGUGUGAGAUACCACCCAAUGUUUGUGUACCAGGCCUUUGUAAAAACCAGGGACAUUGCAACGAUACUGGAAACAAUUCGUUCGAAUGUUAUUGCAGAAAGGGGUUUGAAGGUCUCUAUUGUGAGAAAGAAACCAAGGAAG